Molecule: messenger RNA, 1641 nt
Organism: Pochonia chlamydosporia 170
Lineage: Eukaryota; Fungi; Ascomycota; Sordariomycetes; Hypocreales; Clavicipitaceae
Product: tyrosinase 2
Exons: 6
Coding region: 1-1641 (546 amino acids)
Molecular function (GO): oxidoreductase activity
Source: RefSeq, a predicted model, not a curated record
AUGCUACUGAAGCAGACGUUGGCGCUUCUGGCCAUUGGCCUUGCGCCACUAUCCGUCUCUGCGGCCCAUUUCGCAGUUACUGGUGCACCUGUUGACGCUGGUGCAGCUGUUCCCAUGAGACUGAACAUCAAUGACUUCCAGGCAAAGGGCGGUCCUCAAUGGGAGCUUUAUCUCCGGGCUCUCAAGUCUCUCCAGGACAAGGAUGCUCGCGAUCCACUCUCUUACUUUCAAGUUGCUGGUAUUCACGGUCUGCCGUAUGUUGAAUGGAACAAAGGAGGCGCAAAAAAGGCAACGGGGUGGGCAGGGUACUGUCCUCACGGCGAAAACAUCUUCUUGACAUGGCACCGUCCGUUUGUCCUGCUGUACGAGCAGGUUGUCGUUGCCGAAGCAAAAGUCAUUGCCAACCAAUACCCCGAGAAGUACCGUGCCCAGUACGUGGCCGCGGCUAAAACCCUUCGUGUCCCUUACUGGGACUGGUCAGCCGAUCCUAACGUCCCUCCUGCUACUAUUCCCUCAACCGUGACAGUCAACGUUCCCAACGGCCAGAGUAUCAAGAAGACCACCAUCAACAACCCGCUGCAAACCUACAACUAUCCCAAGGCGGCGUUGAAUGGAGAGUUUGGAAGAUUCCCCCGUAACGCAAAGACUGUUCGAUGCCCUGCCCCACAGAGUUAUCCUGCUUCGGCGAACCAGGGUCUCAAGGGCCUUGGCUUGAAGCAGAGUACAUACGACGCCUUUACCUAUUCCACAAACUUCAAUGAGUUUGCCGUCACACGCCAAGAUGGCCUUGGCCUCGAGCAGAUGCACAACUCCAUUCACUGGGACGCCGGUUGUGGAGGACAGUUUCUCGAUGCCAGCAUUGCCGGAUUCGAACCCUUGUUUAUGCUUCACCACACUCAAGUCGACCGUCUCUGGACAUACUGGCAGUUCAUCAACCCCGCCCAGUCCAUCUUCACCACCUCCUACAAAGGCCAAUCUCGCUUCUCCACGCCUCAAAACACACUCAUCACGCCCGACUCCCCCCUCCAGCCAUUCUACGACUCCAGCGACAAAUACUGGACCUCCAAAAAGACAGCCAGCAUCAAGGGCAUGGGCUACACCUACCAAUCUCUCGAGUACUGGAAGAAGUCCGCCGCGCAGCUCAAGACCGACGCUACCAAGCUCAUGAACACCCUCUACGCCCCCAAGUCAUCCGGCAAGCGUGACGUCGCUCCCACCAAGACCCGAUACUUUGCCCGCGUGGAGCUCAACAGAACGCAGGUCGAGCGUCCGUGCUCGGUGAACGUCUUCAUCAGCGGCAAACAGGCUGGCAGUGUGGUCGUCAUGCAGUUGCCCGAGGAGGGUAUUCUGCGCGGGAGCGUGGCUGUUGACGACAAGAUGGCUGAGGCGUUUGGCAAGACGGCUGAUUCGGACGGUUCCAUGGGUUCGGUGGAGCAUUUGGUAGAGAUGGAGAUUCGCAAGCCGGAUGGGACGAUUAUCCCGAUUAAUACGGUGCCGAGCUUGAAUCUUACGCUUGAGCAGGUGGCUGUGACGCCGCCAAAGAGUAAUACCGAGUUUCCUAAGCCUGGCAAGAAGAAGAAUCAUAGGGCUGGGCUUCGUGAUCGUCACAGGAGGAAGAAGCACAAUGACGAUGACGACUAA